Tachyglossus aculeatus (Australian echidna) is the source of this 2179-nucleotide messenger RNA. It is a transcript of the gene ATP1B1, whose product is annotated as ATPase Na+/K+ transporting subunit beta 1. Gene Ontology annotation, molecular function: ATPase activator activity. The coding region runs from base 37 to 951 and encodes 304 amino acids. Gene Ontology annotation, biological process: intracellular potassium ion homeostasis; potassium ion import across plasma membrane; intracellular sodium ion homeostasis. The record is from RefSeq and is a predicted model, not a curated record. Gene Ontology annotation, cellular component: sodium:potassium-exchanging ATPase complex. NCBI's taxonomy places the organism in Eukaryota, Metazoa, Chordata, Mammalia, Monotremata, Tachyglossidae. The transcript has 6 exons.
CUCCCCAGCAUCCCCGUUAUCCCCAGCAUCCCCAUCAUGGCUCGGGGAAAAGCCAAGGAAGACGGCGGCUGGAAGAAAUUCAUCUGGAAUUCGGAGAAGAAGGAGUUUUUGGGGCGCACCGGAGGCAGCUGGUUUAAGAUCCUCCUGUUCUACCUGAUCUUCUAUGGCUGCCUCGCCGGCAUCUUCAUCGGAACCAUCCAGGUGAUGCUGCUCACCAUCAGUGAGUUUGAGCCCAAAUAUCAGGACCGAGUGGCUCCUCCAGGAUUGACCCAGGUCCCGCAGAUCAUAAAGACUGAAAUUUCCUUUUCGGCCAACAACCCGCAAAGCUACCAUGAGUACGUCAACGGCCUUCAGCGGUUUCUGACGAAAUAUGACGAUGCCGUUCAGAAUAACAAUAUGGACUUUGAAGACUGCCAGAGUACCCCAAGUGACUACAUACUGCGGGGAGCAAUUAGCGAUGAACAAGGGAAGAAGAAAUCCUGCCGGUUUAGGCGCGAGUGGCUGGGAAACUGCUCUGGAUUGAAUGACACGUCUUUCGGCUACAAAGAGGGCAAACCGUGCAUCAUUAUAAAACUCAACCGAAUUCUGGGCUUCAAACCUAAGCCGCCCAAAAACGACUCCCUGGACAAGGACAUCACGAUCAAAUUACAUCAGUACGUCCUGCCUGUCCAUUGUGCUGGCAAGAGAGAAGAGGAUAAAGAGAGGGUCGGGACCGUGGAGUACUACGGGUUGGGGGGCUACGCUGGCUUCCCCCUCCACUUCUACCCCUACUACGGCAAGCUCCUCCAACCUAACUACCUGCAGCCCUUGCUGGCGGUCCAGUUCACCAACCUGACCACGGACACCGAAGUGCGCAUCGAGUGCAAGGCGUACGGGGAGAACUUCGACUACAGCGAAAAAGACCGUUUUCAGGGACGCUUUGAUGUAAAAUUUGACAUAAAGAGCAGCUGAUCGCCAGCACGACCCCCCUCCCCGCCCCCGCCCCCCCCCCCCCGCUCUAGCCAUUUAAAAAGUUGAAAAAAAAAAUGAUAAAAAACAAAAAAACCUACUAGUCUUGAACAAACUGUUAUACGUAUGGGACCUACACUUAAUCUAUAUGCUUUACACUAGCUUUCUGCAUUUAUUAGGUUAGAAUGUAAAUUUCAAGUGUAGCAAUAGCAACGAAAUAUUUAUUCUACUGUAAAUGACAAAAGAAAAAAACGAGAAAAAAUUGAGCCUUGGGAACGCGCCCAUUUUUACUGUAAAUUAUGAUUCCAUAACUGACUUGUAGUAAGCCGUGUUUCUGGCCCCUAAGUAUAGCUGCCUUGUGUAUUUGAUUUAGUGUACAGUACUCUAGGUGCAUACUCCGGUCAUUUUUCAAGCCAUGUUUUAUCGUAUCUGUUUUCUACUUUACGUGAGCGAAGUUUGCUGUCCAAGGUGUAAAUACUCGGUGGGAAUAAAACUGGCAUGGAAUCCUUUUCUCGUUCUGCUCUUUCCGAGAGGAAGGCCCGCGCGUGAGCCGAUCUCACCCACACUCCAUAGGGCCUUUUUCCCGUGACGUAAGGUUUAUUUGGUUUGAUUUUUUCCUUCUCUUCUGGGGCCGGGGGUGGGGCCGGGGGUCUGGGUGGGGGAGGGAGGGGAGGAACUGCCUGUUGACUUUUCAGUAAAGCUAAAGAAACAUGGUGAUGGCUUGUAUUGUGCUUCGUAUUGGAUGCUCUGUCUCUCCCCAUCUCCCCCUCCCGAUCUCCGCCGUCCAGCGAGCCGUCCCUUUGGGCCAGAGGACCUGGCUCGGGGCUGGGGGCUUACCUUGGGUGGCAGGGCGGGUCCUUUUCGCUUUGUACAUUUUCUUUUCCUUUCCCUCUGGAGGCAUCACCCGCUGGUGCUUGUGUCUUUAUGAAUGUUUUAACCAUUUUCAUGGUGGAAGAAUUUUAUAUUUAUGCAGUUGUACAAUUUUAUUUUUUUUUUCUGCAAGAGAAAGUGUAAUGUAUGAAAUAAAACCAAAGUCACUUGUUUGAAAAUAGAUCUUUAUUUUGAACUUUAUAAAAAGCAAUGCAGUCCCCCCUAGACUGGUGUUAAAUGUCGUCUGAAGUGCAAAAAUCUCUGUUCUAACAUAUGUAAUAAUUGCCAGGAGUACAGUGCUCUUGUUGAUCUUGUAUUCAGUCAGGUUAAAACAUUGGACAAUAAAUGAAUGAACACAUUA